Messenger RNA from Drosophila yakuba, 1031 nucleotides. RefSeq names its product ubiquinone biosynthesis O-methyltransferase, mitochondrial (gene Coq3). The coding region runs from base 76 to 945 and encodes 289 amino acids. The record is from RefSeq and is a predicted model, not a curated record. Gene Ontology annotation, molecular function: 2-methoxy-6-polyprenyl-1,4-benzoquinol methyltransferase activity. Gene Ontology annotation, biological process: ubiquinone biosynthetic process. The transcript is spliced from 4 exons. Lineage: Eukaryota; Metazoa; Arthropoda; Insecta; Diptera; Drosophilidae.
GUGCGCCCAUGCGUUUGUCGUGGCAACGAAACAAAGUCAGCUGUUUUUUUAUCACAGUUUGUUUUUCUCGCAAAAAUGCUGCGAAAUUCAUUGUUUGCAAGCGGCAAGCUAAGACAUUUGCCAGCAAUUGCUAUCGUGCCCAAAUUGACAAGGAGCAGCAGCACAGCGAAGCCACUGGAUGCUGUCACCCAAAAGGAAGUGCGGCACCAUGAGAAUCACGCCUCAGAGUGGUGGAAUCAAAAUGGAACCAUGAGUGCUCUACAUGCCCUGAAUGAGAUUAGGGUUCCCUUCAUCAGAGAUGGCAUAGUUUCGCGUGGCAUUGUUAAGCCAGCUUACGUAAAUACCACCAAGGUGUUGUUUGGUCAAAAUAUUCUGGAGGUCGGAUGUGGCGGAGGAUUGCUCACAGAACACUUGGCGCGCCUUGGUGCGCAGGUGACUGGCAUAGAUCUUGGCGUGAAGUUAAUAGAGGCGGCUCGCGAGCACGUAAAAUGCUCCAGUCCAGAGUUAGCUAACAGAGUGGUGUACAAAAUGGAGCCUGUGGAUCAACAUGCCAAGACCAAUUGCGAAUGCUAUGAUGCGGUGAUAGUGUCUGAAGUUCUGGAGCACGUCAACGAUAAAGUGGCCCUGCUGGAGGCCAGUGUACGCACCUUAAAGCCUGGAGGAUCCAUCUUCAUCACCACUCUGAACAAAACUAUACCCAGUUGGUUCGGCGGCGUAAUCCUUAGCGAGUAUGUUCUAGGUCUGGUACCCAGAGGAACGCAUCACUGGGACAAAAUGAUUUCGCCAUUGGACGUUCAGCGCAUCUUGGAUACAAUGAAUUGUGAGACGGUGAUGGUAAAUGGAAGCACCUACGACUUUUGGAGCAACAACUGGCGCUGGAUCAACAACAACCAGAUGUGCUACGCCCUGCAUGCGGUGAAACAACCACAGCGCGAAUACAAUUGAAUUCGCAUUUUUAUUUAACUAAGAGCUAAGUCAGUGUGUAACAACUAAGUAGUAAACUAAUCGUCAUCCGAUCGUGGUUUCUUAAA